Messenger RNA from Miscanthus lutarioriparius, 1227 nucleotides. The record is from the annotation of a GenBank genome assembly. Lineage: Eukaryota; Viridiplantae; Streptophyta; Magnoliopsida; Poales; Poaceae.
AUGGCUUCAGCUGGUGUAGCCCCUUCUGGGUACAAGAACAGCAGCAGCACCAGCAUUGGUGUGGUGAAGUUGCAAGAUCAGAUGAACGAGAUAAAGAUUAGAGAUGAUAAGGAAGUUGAAGCAACCAUAAUUAAUGGGAAAGGGACUGAAACUGGGCACAUAAUUGUCACCACUACUGGUGGCAAGAAUGGUCAACCAAAACAGACAGUGAGCUACAUGGCUGAGCGCAUUGUAGGUCAAGGUUCUUUUGGGAUUGUCUUCCAGGCUAAGUGUCUGGAGACGGGUGAGACUGUUGCCAUAAAGAAGGUUCUUCAGGAUAAGCGUUACAAGAACCGUGAGCUGCAGACCAUGCGCCUUCUUGACCACCCUAAUGUUGUUGCUUUGAAGCAUUGCUUCUUUUCAACAACUGAGAAGGAUGAGCUUUAUCUAAACUUGGUCCUUGAGUAUGUGCCGGAGACAGUUCAUCGAGUUGUGAAGCAUCACAACAAGAUGAACCAACGUAUGCCACUUAUUUAUGUGAAGCUGUAUAUGUACCAGAUAUGUAGGGCAUUGGCUUACAUUCAUGGUACUAUUGGUGUCUGCCACAGAGAUAUUAAGCCACAGAAUCUUCUGGUGAACCCACACACCCACCAGCUUAAACUAUGUGACUUUGGUAGUGCAAAAGUUCUGGUCAAGGGGGAACCAAACAUAUCGUACAUCUGCUCCCGGUACUAUAGGGCUCCAGAGCUCAUAUUUGGUGCUACUGAGUAUACCACAGCGAUUGACAUUUGGUCUGCUGGAUGUGUUCUUGCUGAGCUUAUGCUAGGGCAGCCUUUGUUUCCGGGUGAAAGUGGUGUGGACCAACUUGUAGAAAUCAUCAAGGUCCUUGGUACUCCAACAAGGGAGGAAAUUAAAUGCAUGAACCCGAAUUACACAGAGUUUAAGUUCCCACAAAUCAAAGCACACCCAUGGCACAAGGUAUUCCACAAAAGGAUGCCGCCAGAAGCUGUUGAUCUGGUCUCUCGGCUACUCCAGUACUCCCCAAAUCUGAGAUGCACUGCUGUGGAGGCACUUGUUCACCCAUUCUUUGAUGAGCUUCGGGAUCCUAAUACCCGCCUUCCAAAUGGCCGCUUUUUGCCACCCCUUUUCAAUUUCAAGGCUCACGAAUUGAAAGGAGUCCCAGCAGACAUUGUUGCAAAAUUGAUUCCAGAACAUGCAAAGAAGCAAUGCUCCUAUGUUGGAUUGUGA